Messenger RNA from Anopheles funestus (African malaria mosquito), 1535 nucleotides. RefSeq names its product carbohydrate sulfotransferase 11-like. Bases 452 to 1459 code for a protein of 335 amino acids. Lineage: Eukaryota; Metazoa; Arthropoda; Insecta; Diptera; Culicidae. Gene Ontology annotation, molecular function: sulfotransferase activity. Gene Ontology annotation, biological process: carbohydrate biosynthetic process. Gene Ontology annotation, cellular component: membrane. The transcript has a single exon. The record is from RefSeq and is a predicted model, not a curated record.
UCGUUAAGCCAAGAAGAAGAAGACACAGUGAAACCAAUUGAAAAUAAUAAUGUGCUAAUGAUAACCUACAUUAGAUAUUAGAGAGUGACAUCAUUGUUUACAAUUUCACGCAUGACAAGAUUGGGUGGUUUAGUACAAAAAAUGAAAGAUACUAUAUUUGAAUAAAUUAUUCAAACAUAUAAUCUUUCUCAACUGCAAUACAAUAUAAUCAUUAUUCCAUUUGUUUGUUGUGUGGUAUGUGUCAUAGAGUAAGUAAGAUGUUUGCCUUUUGCUUUAAAUUAAACACGACACAUAAAUACUCCGUAUGCUACAAAACGGGUCUGCUUUUCCGGAGAGUCUCAAAUUAUUUUCACUGUUCCAAAGAUCGUACAAGACGUCGCAAGUGCCUAAAGUGAAACAUUUCUGUUGUAUGGUUGGUUUGAUCUAGCUCAGUUGAAUUACAGCUGUCGCAAUGGUAACAUUGAACGGGUCGUUUUUAAUUCGUUCGCAACUUAAACGAGUAAUAGUAGCGUCAAUUGUUGUUAGUGUGCUUGUAUAUUUUGGUGUAGUGCUGUUUAUUGACAAAAAUGUAACGAAACCAAUAGCAGAAGUAAAUCGAGAUCGAUUGUUACAUCUACGCGAGGCAUGUGAACGCACCAAUAAUGCUGGAAGUACGUCUUGCUGGAAGCACGUCUUGCAGACAAAAUUGCAUUGCAUUUCAUUACUACUACCAUUUUUUGUAGAAUAUACAAUCGAAACAUCUUUCUACAUCCAUGUGAAAAACGAGAGCCUAUUAUACUGCUUGGUGUUCAAGUCCGGUACCACCACCUGGUUCUAUAACAUCAAUCGAUGGGCUGGUUAUAGUGAAGAAACAAUACUGGAUGAUAAAACGGACAACUUUAUGCUGGCACGCCAAAAGUACCCUUGGGAGAAUCCACGCGUGCUGCUUACUAGUAUGAAAAACACCUACUCCUUCAUCGUGGUGCGCGAUCCCUUUGAACGGCUGAUUAGUGCCUACGAGGAACGUUUACUUGGACAAUUGCACCCGUACUUUACAAGUCUGUCCCAUCAUAUCUACAAACGAUACCAUGACGAUGGUAAUGAGUACGGUAUUCCUUCGUUUCAAGACUUUGCCCGAUAUGUGGUAGACGAAGCAAGGAGCGAACAGCCGUCCGAUCUUCAUUGGCGACCGAUAAAUGAUUUGUGUACGCCGUGCUUGGCUCGAUACGACUCGAUCAUAAAAAUGGAAACGUUCGGGCAAGACUUAGCGUACCUGGCGAAUCGUACUCAGUUGCAAGACAAAAUUAAAACGGUGCACAUGAAUCAUUCGCGUCGCGAUCCACUCAUACGGUUGAUAGAAAAAUAUUUUUCACAACUGACCAAACAACAAUACGAAGAUCUUUACGAAGUUUAUCGAAUAGAUUUUGAAUUGUUCCAAUACUCACCGGAUAAGUAUCUUAAGUUUAUCAAACAAACAUAAUAAAUUGUAAUAUUGGUGUAGCGGUUCAAUAAACAAUGCGAGAUUUUCGUUGUUAACUGAUUUUUUUUUAUUACGA